AGGCUAGAACAUAAUGUACACCAUAGCAUGACGAGAUUAGCAUUGGAAGUUUCUAUCAAUAUAGAUAUUGUAAUGUUUUGACCAUUCAGAAAGAUUAUUUAGACCCAGAUAAUGUCUCAAAAGAAAAAUCAGCAAGAUGCUGCUAAAAGUGAUAAAGACAAAUGGAACAAAGAAGAAGACCCAUUGCAGGCUGUUGUGAUCGCUGACAGUUUCAACUCAAAAUUUUCCCCAAUCACAGUUGAAUGUCCAAGGGCAUUACUACCCCUUGUCAAUUGCAAACUUCUGGAUUACACUAUAGAAUAUUUGGUCGAAGAAGGUGUCCAAGAGAUCAUUUUGUUUUGUUGCUCCAAUGCAAACAAGAUAAAAGAAUAUGCAAGUUCUGCAAAAUGGUCACAGAACAAGGAGUGCUCAAUCCAAGUUGUUGUAUCUUCAUCAACAAAUUGUAUGUCCUUUGGUGAUGCAUUGAGAGAAAUUGAUCGCGAGGGCCUCAUUCGAUCAGAUUUUUUAUUGGUCCCAGGAGAUCUGAUAUCAAAUGUAAAGCUCACAGAACAUAUUGAAGAACACAAAAAAAGGAGGAAAAAAGAAAGAAACUCAGUCAUGACAAUGCUAUACAGAGUAGUAAAGCCUGACCAUUUUUCCAGAUGUUUAGAAGAAGAUACCUUCAUUGCCAUGGACUCAGAAACAAAACGGAUUCUACAUUGUCAAAAGUCAUAUAACACUCAAAAGUUCUCAUUUCCAGUGGGUCUUCUAGCUGAAAGAGAUCAUGUUCAUAUCAGAUAUGAUUUAACGGAUUGUAAUAUAGCAAUUUGUUCUCCCACAGUACCCCCGUUAUUUACUGAUAAUUUCGAUUAUCAGUCGAAGGAAGACUUUGUCAGAGGGAUACUCAUAAACGAAGAGAUAAUGGGGAACCAGAUCCAUUGUCACAUAAUCAAAGACGAAUAUGCUGCUAGAGUCUCUAAUCUUCAUAUGUACAAUGCUAUUAGCUUAGAUCUUAUAAAUCGAUGGGUUUACCCAGUGGUGCCAGAUGGAGGAUCCUAUCGCUUCACAAGACAUAAUGUUUAUCUCGAUAAAGGAGUUCGACUUGCAAGAAACUCACUUCUGGAACAAGAUGUCGUCGUAGGUGAAAACUCUUCAAUAGAAACUGGAACUCGGAUUUCGAAGACAGUCAUCGGCAAAAACUGCAAAAUUGGUGAAAAUGUGCAAAUAACUAAUUCUUUUAUUUGGGAUGAUGUGGUGAUUGAAAAUGAUUGUCUCAUCGCUUACUCCAUUGUCUGCAACGAUUGUGUCAUAAAAAGGAAUGUGCAAAUGGCUGACGCUAUUACGUCAUUCAAGGUUGUAGUUGGUCCUGAUGUCGUUGUCAAGCCCGGUUCCAAAUUUUCAACUUUAAAGCUAGAAAGUUUGGAAAAUACAAUGGGAACGUUGUCAGUAGAGGAGAAUAACAAAAUUGCUUCAGAGAUAGACCCUGAUCUGAUUGGUUCUGAAGGAAAUGGCUAUUUGUGGCCGGAAUGUGAUUCUGAUGACGAAGAUGAAGAAACCCUACCAACAGUUACAUUGCGAGGCGAGUUUUAUGCAAGUGAAGAUGAGAGCAGCGAUGAUGAAUCGAUUCCAUCACCUACCGGGUCGCCCCCUCCAGAUGCAGGCGUUUUGUUUUACCACGAAGUGCUAGAAAAUAUUCGUCAUGGAAUCGCCCAUAAUGUUUCAAGUGACAACAUAAUCUUGGAAGUAAAUGCAUCAAAGUAUAAGCAUAAUGUUUCGAUGCGAGAGAUCCACCAAGCUGUGACAAAAUCAAUCCUGGAGUCAGUCUUAGAAGACAGAGAACGAACAAAACAGUCAAUGGUACAGGAAUUAGAAAAGGUUAUCUCGAUGUUUAUGCCACUGAUAAUGAAUUAUGUCAAAGGGGUGGAGGCACAAAUGGAGGUCAUUACGACAUCUGAGGAAUUCUUUGCUGAGAAUUUCUCUCUUUGUGGACUCUUUCCCACGUUUCUUCACAAGCUGUACAACAAAGACGUUUUAGAUGAAGUUGUUAUUCUCAAAUGGUACAGCACGCCUGUCAGCGCAGAGGAUCCAAUUCUUACAAACGAUUUGAAGAAAGUUCGUCAACAAGAGCAAAUGGGAAGAUUUAUAACGUGGUUAAAAGAAGCCGAGGAAGAAUCUGAAGAAGAUUCAGAAGAGGAAUCCGAUUAGAUUCGAUGAAAUCUUUUUGCAACUUGCUGAAAAGUUCCUACGACAGAUCCGGAUCCAAACUUGCCUAUGCCUUGGCCUAUUGCUUCCCCUGAAGGAAGUAGCAGAUCAUCUGCGUUCAUAUCUAACAUGCCAUUGCCUCCACGAUUAAGUUUAGAAAGGAAUUUGGCAGAGAAUUGGAAGCAAUGGAAGCAAAUUUAUGAUGCGUACGAAACUGUUACGAAUUUGAAGUCUAAACCAGACAAUUUUCGAGUGGCUGCUUUUAUCACUUGCAUAGGACCGGAAGCUCUUCGUAUUCACUUCCGUACCAGGAGGAGGAUAUACGUCAAAACAUUUAGAGAAUUUUUGCAUUGUGGAAAACUUACUGUAUUGGAGAAAAAAAUGUAAUUAACGAACACUAUAAAUUCAUGAAUCGUUUUCAGAAAACUUGCAGAAUCAAUCGAAAUUUAUGACGCCUCUGCGUGUCAUAACACACCACUUUAUUCAAUCAUCAGCAAGCCACUUGCCACUGCUCCAAAGAUACUGCAAAGAUUACUACUGAGAUUGCGAUGCAAUCAAACAGAGUAAAAAACCUGCUAUUAACCUGGCAAAGAAAUUGUUUUAGCACACUCUCGUGCAAACCUAUCGACAAGUUAGAGACAAGUCUGAAAUAUGACAAAAUUAAAGAUAGAGAUAAGAAAGAAAAAUAAAAUUGCGCCCUACUACACCACAUUAUAUUAUAAGUCAAAAUCAAAACCUUCGAUUGAAGCAGCAGCUGAAACUAAAUAACAGUAGCAUUUAACUGUUGCAGAUUUAAUUAGAAUUAGAAUUUGCGCCAGCCUAAUUUCAGAAGACACCCCAUUUCAGGUUUUUAAUCAUAAUGACAGAUUGGAACAUCGAUUUCUAUUUAGUUCGAGUUUUUUCUUCAGUUCAGUUCGUUCAAUUUUUAAAAUUCCAUCUAAAACACUAACUCCACAUAACCACAUAUCCAAUAAACAAUGAUAAAUUGAAAUUAAAUUUAGAAUAGAACGUUCUAUACGAGGUAGUUUGAAUUUCUUAAAAGAGGAGAUGGGGCUCCCUCAAUAGUCAAGCUAAUCGAGGAGUAAACGCCCCCUUGUUCGGGUCAGUGGAUUUACACGUUUUUAUUAUUUACAAGAAACUUGGAUCAGCACUAAGUACUAAAAGUUUCGUGAUUUGGCAUCCAAAUUUUGGUGUUCUAGUAUUUGAAGGUUUUUUUGUUGAUUGCUUAUCGGGACUGUGAAGUUUCUGGUCUAUGACGCAGCUAGCCUUCGUCACAGACAAAACUUCCGUGAAGUUUCUGGUCUAUGACGCAGGCUAGCUGUCAGCUGGAUCUUUGUUACGUGCAGCGCGGUAUGCUUGUUCCGCAAACAAAACAACAGAGUCGUCCUUCCAGUCUUUUCAUUACAGUUCAAUGGGAUAUUAUCAUUGGAAUGAAUAAGCCAACUGUGCGCGCAAGCACAGGUUAAUUAUAUUGUUAUAGCAUGCUGAGUAUUCUCAUGAAACGAAAGGAUACGCGAUUCGCGAACGUGAAAAGACUUACACGAAGUUAACUGAAACUGAAUGAUUUAAGGCGAAUUUUAAAUUGCUCUAAUGGGUUGUUUUGGCUCGAAUUUGGCGAAAGCUGUUCAGAAGCGGUUCGAUGAAAAAGACAUCGUUUUAACCACCACAGACGGGCUUAGCUGCGUUUUGCAUGACCCUUUACAUUUUAUUGAAGGCGAUAUUGCUGUUUUGUCAGAGGAUGUGAUAUGGCUUAAACCCCAGUCCACUAAAGCCUUUGAAAUGCCCCUGAAAGAUGUUAGCAGUUUGAGAGUAUAUAUGCGUCGACAUUCAGAGCAAGUGGAUGUUCUUUAUUACAUUGUUGAAUUACAUUAUUGUCACAAAAAACCUGAUGCCAGGAUGGAGCUUAUCUUUAAGGACGAAAAUGCGGCUAAGUUGUGGGUAAAAGAGAUUCAGAAACGGAUACAAGGGAAGGGAAGUGAGUUUGACAGUGUGUCUACGCAAUGGGAAAAUUUACAAGUAAUGGAAAGGGAGACACAGUCUCCAGAUUAAAGGUGCAGUGACAGUAAUGAUUGAAAUGGUCAUUCACGCGCAAAAAGGUUUCUGUGAAGCUUCAAAACUGCUAGACCUUAAGUGUGACGUCAUCAAAAAAUUCUGUUAUAGACAAUAGCAAUUCUAAAGAACACAGCAACUACAUUGUAGCCUAGUAGCUGAUCUGAAAUCAGGGAUCGGGGAAAGGAAGGGAAGGGCUGAAUAGGUAUGCUAAAACAAGCUUAAUGACGCUAAACUAAAUAAAAACAUACGUAAAUGAUACCUGUGAUACAAGGAAAACGAAAUAAACAACGAUGACUAAACUAGGCAUUACGGUCUAACAAUCCUGGGAAAAUCCCGCAUCUAUAAACAAAACAAAGAAAGGGGAUGUGACGCAGACUUGCUUACGUGCGUGCCAGGGGUAGCCUACGAUAAUGAUAUGCAAAACAGAAGAUCCUAAAAUGAAUGGGUCUACGGGGAAAAUGUAAGCAAGCUGUGGAGACGGGCCUAAGGGGGUAAAAGGAACGCACAAAGGAGGGUUCGUGACAACAAUCACCAAUCUACCAUUUUUACCAUCAUUAUCGCGUUCUUAUUUCCUUGCUUGUUUCAGUCUGCCAAACCCCUCCUAUGUGUACUCUUUAUUUGUAAAUAAGAACCUUUCCACCUUGGCUGGCGAAAAAGUGUCCCAUUUCAUGAAAAAUAUAUGUCAGAGAACCUUUCUUCAGGAUUGAGUCUUAUUUUCUAAAACGAAUGAAAAAUGAUCAAGACCAAAUGACAGUUCGAUAAUUAAAAAAUCAAGAGCAGACAGACAUAACCUUGAUGCAAAAUAAUUCUCAGUCUGCGCAAUCAUAAGAAAAUGUUUGUGUAGGAAAAUUUCAGUUUCCCACAAGAUGCUACUUUCAAAAUUAAGUCUCUUAAUCUUAAUUGCACUCAAAUUAUUGGCAGGAUUAGCCUACAACAGGGUUCAAAUCUUCUGGCUACAUAUAUUUAUAUUACUUAUGCUUCUAACCUUUUGUAUAGGCAGGCACCGCUCAGUGUUGAGAAAAAGUGAGGGGUCUCAAGAAGGGCUAGAACCGCCAGAAAAAUAGUUUAACUGGUAAUUCCUUUUCUCAAUAUUUUGCUUUCUUGCCAAAAGUGGGUGCUUAAGCCCCCCACUCGGCCCCCUGCUCCUCAGUGUCUGAAAGGGCUGUGGCGUUCACAAAGGUGUGUUUAAGUAUCCUUUCUUUCCAACCAUUGCCCCUCCCCCCCACCCAAUCAUUAACUUCCUAUAUCGUUGAUUAUGACGCACUUGUAUGAUUAGUAUCUUUACGUAAUGUUGACUGCCAUUUCUCACGCUCCAUGAUGAACACGGAACACGUACCUGGUUUUGACUCCAUUAAGAAGCACACAAUUGCUCGUGGGGUCCGAUCUUUUUGGUUGUCUAUAAAGAUUGAAUCACAACAAACCAUUGCAGAAGUUAUUUGAUCCUAGUGGCAUGCGACGGGAUUAUCUAGAUUUUGUUUGAAGAAUUUUACUAUUGCUAUUAAAUUUUGCUUGUGCAAAAGGAUGGGUUGCACCGGGAGCAAGCCAGACGAAGGUGUCACCAAAUCAAAGACGUCUUCCGUCAAUCAGAGUUCAAGGCCUUCUAAAUCAAAAACUUCAAUGUUGAUGUUUUCGAGUGGCUACCAUUGCAACGAUCAUUCGUCUUUUGGAGCGGGCGCGUCGUCUUUUGGCGGGUCGUCUUGUUACUCGCAAUCAGAUUGCGGAGGAGGAUUCGAGUAGAAAUUUAGUAAGAUCCAUGAAGCAAGUGGCGAAAUUUCCGAGCAAGACUUGAGUUUACGGAGUAUGUAUUCAUGUGAUGCUGUCAAUGAAGAUUUUCUUGCUUUGUUUCUAUUCGUCCCAUGUCAAAAGUGCUAACCCUCCGCCGAUCUCGAGAGAAUACUAAUUGAUUGGUUGAUUGACUAUAUCAUGGGGCAGAGAAGCAACCGGUAUUCUAUGGUGGAGAGUUUGCUGAUAAAGAGUGUGUGUAUGGGGGAUGCAACCUGCUUCCCAAAGCUACGGACAAUGAUUCAUUUAUGUAUUUUAACUGUAUCAAAUUGUGUAGAAAAUAUUUGCCUGCUCCAAAAUGAUUAAUACAGCGCGUGGCCCAUUGCGAAAAAAUUUUGAAGACCAUUAUUUUAUGAAUUUUUUAACUAUUUUGCUUUAAUGGAAAACUCUUGGAAUUGUAUUUUUAUUGCUGGAAAACGCAUUUUCUUCAUGUUAGAAACUUUUACGAAAGUCUUUGUUGUUCGCAUCUUGCCUUUUUUAUCCUCAUAAAAAUGUAGAAGGGACAUUCUAAUUAUUUCAUUUUUCCAUAACAUAGGUGAUUAAAGUGUUCAAAGAUAUCAAAAAUUUAAAUAUUGGUGAUUAAUGGAGGCCUCGUUCUCAUGUUGAUGUAACUGACAGGAAACGAAAACAGAGGCAAUUUUCGAACAAAUUUUUUGACUUGGCUAAAGAUUCCAUCAAAAACAUUUAAACCUAUUUAGAACUGGUUCUUUCGGCUCCUGAAAGUGAUGAAACACGUCUUUAGGAAAAAAUGGUUUUUCUUUUUGAAUCAGAAUCUUUUGAAAAGAGUUCCGUAGUGAUGACGUCAAAAAUAUAUUUCUGGAAUUGUUCAAUUUUGACCAUACAAGCUCAAAAGCAUUUUGCUAUCUAUUCGUACAUUGCUACCAUUGAUGAAGAGGUUGCUUUAAACUUCCCUCAAAUCCAUCUAGCAUGUUUGAAAAAUCUGCCAAACCAGCCUGAUAGUUUAUCGUUUGAAAUCCUUAAAGAAAUACCGUAGUUUAAUUUGAAUCAUGACUUGAUUUAGGGUCAUGUAUUGUUUUGUUUGUGUAUCUAUCUUGGCCCGUUCAAACGUGUGUUUCAUUUGCACAGAAACUUAUUUGAGGGACUUUUGAAUCUGUGAUUAAUCUUAAAAUAAUCACACACAAAAUUGAGAAUUAAUCACUCUACUCACUAGAAAAUCAUAUUGAUUAUUUAUCUCGUACACCAUUUUGAGGAGUGAUUUGCCCCUCGGAAAAUCGGCUGAGAUAUGACAAAUGAAAGAUUUUUAAGUUCCCUAACGGGUCACCGUUAUUUUGCCCUACGUGCAGUGCAGCCCCGCAAACUGGCGUUGUUUCAUGUCUUGUCAUCCUGUUUUCAUUCCGCUUUCAGAACAAUAUUUUUUAUUCCGCGAUUCCAACGCGUUUUAUCAGGGGCACGCUGGAGCGGGGUUGGGGGGUUUGCUGGGGUGGCUGUUCCAGCGUCUCCGUCUAUUUCUGUUUGUCCAGAGUAUAUGCGGUUCGCACUAGCGGAAAGAAAGCAUAACUUAAAAACGGAUUAUUAGCGGAAACUCAAGUAAUUUUGUGCUGUUUCUGUUGCUUAUAAUUUUUUGAAAUUCAGAUUGUAUAAUAUUAAUGUAUAUCACAAGCGUAUGUAGUAGGGCACUGGACUCGAUAACAUUUCAGGUUUAUCUCAGUGUCCUAGGCAACACUCACGGACAUUCUCUUUAUAAUUCUUUAAUUCUUCUUUAUGUUUAAGAUUAUAAAUGAAUAUAUUUUUACUAAACACUCUGUAAGAAUGUUGCUUAAUGAAAUGAAAUUUGAAUUUGAAUUUGAUGCUUUUAAGUUUUAUAUUGUUUAUACAAUUGUACUAUGACUUUCA
Molecule: messenger RNA, 7869 nt
Organism: Rhopilema esculentum
Lineage: Eukaryota; Metazoa; Cnidaria; Scyphozoa; Rhizostomeae; Rhizostomatidae
Product: translation initiation factor eIF2B subunit epsilon
Biological process (GO): biosynthetic process
Cellular component (GO): eukaryotic translation initiation factor 2B complex
Molecular function (GO): translation initiation factor binding; guanyl-nucleotide exchange factor activity; transferase activity
Source: RefSeq, a predicted model, not a curated record